AUGUACUCAACACCCGGGCUCUUGUGGGUACCGCUUUUUGCCACUGUCUCGUUGAGUCAACCUGCAGGCUUGCAUGUUCGCGAUGAGAGUCGUAUCAUUAUCACAGACCCUGACACGGGCCGCUCGUUCGUGGCUGGGGGGACAAGCACCGAUCGAACAAUCUUCAAUACUGUCAGUUUGUUCUGUGCAAUAUUACUAGGUGUAUUGUUUGGACAAAGAGUAAAAACCCUCAAAAAUAAUAUCUUACGGAAACGCACCUUCACAUCCAUCCUCGUGCUUGUCCUCUUCAUCUUCGGCUUCGGCUUCGUCUUCUGCGCUACGGUUGUAGAGACAGGGCAGAACCUGCGCACUCACCAAUUAUGCUAUUCCGCGGCCAUGAUUUGCCUGGUCUUCUACACAGGCAACAAACUCACCAUAUACAUAUUUCUCCUCGAACGCGCCCGUGUUGUCCGCGCGCCCUUCUUCCCGCGCCGUAAAGACCACAUUUGGUUAGCGGGCAUGUUCAUCCUCCUGGGCGGCUUUGGUACCAUUGCCAUUAUCGGGUAUUUGUCGCCAACGGUCGAACUGAGCAAACUUGACGGUAAAUGCCGCAUUGGCCUCCCGUCAAAAGUUAGCUUCCCGCUGCUGUCGUUCGACGUCGGUGUGAAUUUCAUGUUGACGGGAUUGUUCUUCUGGUUGCUGAGCCCGGUGAUUGACCUCCGCAGCUUGUUGAGCGUGAAGGGGGUUUUUGGCAAUGGGAUCAAGAAGCAAGAGCAGAGUCAGACGCAAACUACGGAAGGCGCCGGGUUUGGUGGUCCAAUGAAUAACCACAUCAAGGUUUUGUUGUGGAAGAGUUUGACGGGGAGUGCGCUCGUCAUGUUCCCCACGGUUGCGAAUAUGGCGCAGUUUUACAUUAUGAAGGGGAGAGAACAGGCUUGGAUUUGUAUGACGCUCUGCGUGCUAGACAUCUCCUGGGGCAUUAUGGUGAUAAAUUGGCUCACAAUCGGUUCCAUUGAGGCAGAGAAGCAACUCACAACCCUCAUGACGCAGCGAUCCGUUGCACAGCGCGGCGGUACUCCGGACAAUGACGACUCCGAACUGCAAACUAGGUAUGAAUCGGACACGCAUGACUUGGGGAUAGCAGUGGAAGUGCCCGUUCAUUUCAAGCAAGCGAGUCUGAGGGACGAAGGCGGCUUGCUGGGAGAUGGAAACGCAACGCGAGAUGGUAUUCAGAGAAGGACGAGUAUAAGCAUUUCAUUCAGGAGCCAGCAGGGUGAGGAUGUAAAGGUGAUUAGUAUGGUGUAA
Dothidotthia symphoricarpi CBS 119687 is the source of this 1284-nucleotide messenger RNA. RefSeq lists its product as uncharacterized. Lineage: Eukaryota; Fungi; Ascomycota; Dothideomycetes; Pleosporales; Dothidotthiaceae. The transcript is spliced from 4 exons. The record is from RefSeq and is a predicted model, not a curated record. The coding region runs from base 1 to 1284 and encodes 427 amino acids.